AAUGUAAAACACAAAUAAAUAUGUAUUAAUUUUUCAUUCAAUCAUUAUGUAGAGUGAGCCAAAAAUUGGUGAAAAUUAGAUAUUAAUUACAUCAAAUAUAGACUAUCAUAACAAUCCGAAACCGAAACCGAAACAAAGACAUCGCAACUUAUUUUAGUUCCUUCAGUUUCUUGCAUCAUGAGUAGCAUUUCCUCACCACUUUAAUCGGUCUUCAGAAACCUUAUGGUACAAAAAGAUCGCAUAUACAGCAUGGUAAAAUUUUUCUAACAAAUAAAUCUUUCGCUUUUUGUUUGUUGAGGUUCAAAAUCAAAUCUCCUCGGAUUUCAAGCAUCAAGACUUGAUUCAUUUUAAUAUUUCAUUUUUCUACAGAAAGUAUGUUUCUGGCUUGAUCAUGGGUGCUCCCUUUCGAAAGAGCAGCAAUUAGAUUCUCAUCCUUCAUUACCUUCUUAAAGUUUAAAGGUCCUACUCUUCAAUUGUAGCGGAUUAUUGGUGAAUUCAUGAAUGGGAAACAUGUAAAAUUUGACAUGGCCAACAUCGCUAACCCAAGGAAUGUGAACGUGAAUUUGAGAGGCAAGAAAGAGAAGGCAUGGUGGGUAGCCCUUACACCUCUUUAUAGCAUGUCUUCCCGAUACCUGCAGAGUGGCCCGAUUAAUGAUAUGGGCAUUCAGGUCGCUUGGGAAGGCCUCGUGGAAGCAGGACACCUCACGUUCCUAUUUGCUCAGCAAUACGGGUUGUACAAAGCCUUGACCUUGGAAUUCUUGUCCACCCUUCAGGUUAACUACGAAAAUAAGGAGUUGGCAUCUAUUACCUUCUGACUCGCCAAUGUAGAGCACACACUCUCACUGUCAGAGUUUAACGCUAUCUUCCGACUGCUAGACGAGGAUGAAGAAGGGUAUAUUGUUGACCCCGAAGACUAUGAUCGAGAUGCCUUUUGGGGCAAGAUUACACUUGACGACGCCACUUCAAGUCGGGGCCCUACCUUUAAGCUAAACCUUCGUUUUUGUGUGAUUUUAUCAUAUGCUUGUUGUUUCUAGAACUUGCUCAUAAUCAUAUUAAGUCUACAUAGUAAA
Molecule: messenger RNA, 1070 nt
Organism: Salvia splendens (bonfire salvia)
Lineage: Eukaryota; Viridiplantae; Streptophyta; Magnoliopsida; Lamiales; Lamiaceae
Exons: 2
Coding region: 498-815 (105 amino acids)
Source: RefSeq, a predicted model, not a curated record